This is a messenger RNA of Coccinella septempunctata (seven-spotted ladybird), 1975 nucleotides long. RefSeq names its product peptidylprolyl isomerase domain and WD repeat-containing protein 1. Bases 91 to 1950 code for a protein of 619 amino acids. The record is from RefSeq and is a predicted model, not a curated record. Lineage: Eukaryota; Metazoa; Arthropoda; Insecta; Coleoptera; Coccinellidae. Gene Ontology annotation, molecular function: protein binding; peptidyl-prolyl cis-trans isomerase activity. The transcript is spliced from 5 exons. Gene Ontology annotation, biological process: protein peptidyl-prolyl isomerization.
CUAUGCACUCUAAUGUCAACCUAACCUAACUUUCCAACUGAAAACUUUUUGAAUGCAAAAUAACAAUAAAUAACGUAUGUAAAGAAAAUAAUGUCGGAAACUAAUGAAAAUUCGAAUGAAACCGAUAAGAGACAGGCAGAAAAUGAAGACUCGAACGAUUUGGUGGGACCUUCUCUAUCUGAAUGUUCGCAACCCAAGAAAAGAAAAAUUUUACCUUUCGAACACCUCUACAUUGACAACUUGCCCACCGCUGAAUCUUAUGAAAAGAGCUACAUGCACAGAGAUACCAUAACUCACUGUUUCGUUACGGCAACCGAUUUCAUAAUCACGGCUAGUUGCGACGGGCACAUAAAAUUUUGGAAAAAAAUGGAAACAGGAAUUGAGUUCGUGAAACAUUUCAGGAGCCAUUUAGGUCCAAUAACGAAAGCUGCUGUGAAUGUGGAGGGUACCUUAUUUUGUUCUGCGUCUUCGGAUAAAUCCCUCAAAAUUUUCGAUGUAGUGAAUUUCGAUAUGAUCAACAUGAUGCGCUUAGAUUAUUGUCCUUCUCUAGUAGAAUGGAUCCAUUCACCAGGCGAUGCCGUUCAUGCUCUGGCAGUCUGUGAUGUUGAUAGUCCAAAUAUCCAAAUUUACGAUGGAAAAGCAGAUGCUUCACCAUUAAUUACACUAGAAAAAAUGCAUAGUAAACCUGUGUGUUUGAUCAAGUAUAAUUCUAAAUUCGACGUCACAAUAUCGGUAGACAAAGGAGGUAUAUUAGAAUAUUGGUCUGGACUUAAACAGAAUUGUGAGUUACCAAAAAAUGUUGCAUUUGAUUCUAAGCUGGAUACGGAUCUGUAUGUGUUCGUUAAGAAUAAGACUGUACCUUCAGGGCUAGCAUUUUCCCCUGAUGGAACCAAAUUUGCCACAAUAGCUUUAGAUAGGAGAAUAAGGAUCUUCUAUUUUCGAACUGGAAAAUUGAUCAAAGUAAUUGACGAGAGCCUUCCUAGAUUCACAGAACUACAACAGAAGACCCAACAGCUGCCUAAUAUGGAGUUUGGAAGAAGAAUGGCAGUAGAAAGAGAUUUGGAAAAAUCAGAAGCUUUCAGCUUGGCCAAUAUUGUUUUUGAUGAAAGUGGAAACUUUUUGAUGUAUGCGACUUUACUGGGGAUCAAAUUGGUCAAUAUUUAUUCAAACAAAUGUGUUAAAAUCAUAGGGAAGAAUGAGAACUUAAGGAUAUUGCACAUUGCAUUAUAUCAAGGAUCGGCAAAAAAAUCCAAAGCAGCUGUAACAUUAGAGAUAGAAGCCUCCAAUAACCCCACACUUGCAGCAAUCAGGCCAGAUCCUACUCUAGUAUGUACAGCUUACAAGAAGUCCAGAUUCUACCUCUUUUCUAAGCGAGAACCAGACGAAAUCGGUGUGGAUCAAGACAGGGAUGUUUUCAAUGAAAAACCAUCGAAAGAAGAUACUUUUGCUGCAUUGGAUGAACCAAUUCAGCAGAGACUUUACGAAAACGCUAUAAUACAUACAGUUUUCGGUGAUAUACAUUGUAAACUAUUCAUGAAAGAUACUCCCAAGACGGUGGAAAACUUCUGUGUGCACAGCAAAAACGGAUACUACAAUGGACACAUAUUUCAUCGUGUAAUUAAAGGUUUUAUGAUACAGACAGGGGAUCCUACAGGUAACGGUACAGGAGGUGAAAGUAUUUGGGGUGGGGAAUUUGAGGAUGAGAUUAAGCCUCACUUAAGGCACGAUAGGCCUUAUACGUUAUCCAUGGCAAAUGCAGGACCUAACACAAAUGGAAGUCAGUUUUUUAUUACACUCACCCCAACGCCAUGGUUGGACAAUAAGCAUACAGUAUUUGGGAGAGUCGUGAAAGGGAUGGAAGUUGUUCAGAAUAUUAGUAAUGUGAAAACGAAUGCAAAAACUGAUAAGCCUUUUGAUGAUAUAAGAAUUGUUUCUAUAAGUGUAAAGUGAGCAUGAAAUAAAGAAUUUUAUAUUA